ACCAUAUCAAAUAGAAAAAAUAUUUUUUGGAUUAAUCAAAUUUAUUUAUAUGUUCUCACCAAUUUAAUUAUAUAAGUAAUAGUUACCGUCAUUUUAAUUAUUUAAUAUAUAUUUAUUAUUUUAUAAGAUGUUAUAAACAUAUAAUAUAUAAAAAAAAUUAUGUAUAUAAUGUUCAUCCCGCGCAAGGCGCGGAUCUUAACCUAGUGUAUCAUAUUACUUAAACUGUAUCGUUAUUUGUUGAAUCAUAAUUAUUUUAAUGGUUGUUGUACACUUAACACUUGGAUGUAAUUUCUCUUUUAAAUAAAGUUUACUUGACAAAAAAAAAAGUUUACUUUUUUAUUUUUAAUCUUUGCGGGUGAGUGGAAGAUGGGAAAACUAAUCAAACUAUAAAUAGAUGUCACACCCACGAGUAGAAAACAAGGUUUUCUAUCGGAUUCGUCUCUCUUCCACCCACUUUCGGUUCGUCUCUUCUGCCUCAAGCAUACGUCUCUUGAACACCGUUAAUUGUUUUGGUCAAAUAAACAUCGUUAAUUGUAGUUUGUUUCCAUCUGUCUCGGCGUUUGACCUAUAACUUUUGGGAUAUAUAGACGUCUGAUGUUGCUAGUCUAGGGCUUUUUUUAACUCUGUUUUCGUUAAUGCUGAUUAUGUCGUUUGGUUGCAACUCGUAAGCUAUGUCUCCAUAUUACCUAGGCGGCUAGGCCUCCAAAUAAACUUGCGUUUUCACUUUUUUUUUUUUUUUUGCAGAACAGAUGGGAAAUCCAAAAAUGUUAGUUCUAAAGAGUUGAGUCAGAGAUCUAAGGAAGAUGAGGACAGGAUAAGCAAUUUACCGGACCAUUUGAUAUGUCAGAUAAUUUAUCUUCUCUCCACAGAGGAAGCUGUUAGGACAAGCGUUUUAUCCACUAGAUGGAGACAUGUUUGGCUUUGGCUUCCUGGUUUUGAAUUGAGUUCCAGAAAUUUCUCAGAUACCAAUGCCUUUGUGAGCUUUGGUGACAGAGUUUUGGAUUCUAGUAGGGUUACAUGCAUACGGAAACUCAAGUUAACUUUAGGGGAUAAUGCAAACACUGUAAAGGACGGCUCUUUUUUCACGUCAUGGAUUGAUGCUGCAAUAAAGCUUAAGAUCCAGCAUCUAGACAUUGAUUGGGCUGCAUACGAUUUUUUCACUCACCGUCGCCUAAGGUUGCAUAGCUGUGAGACACUGGUAUACUUAAGACUCUCCAACUUGUUCUUGGAUGAUGAGGUGUUUGUUGUCUUACCUUGUUUGAAGACAAUGUAUUUAGAACAAAAUUGGUACUCGAGUGAGACUACUCUGAAGAAACUUAUCUCAUCAUGUCCCGUCCUUGAAAAUUUAAAUAUUGUCGCAUCUAAUAGUGAUGCACAAGUCUAUCAGGUGCACUCUCGGUCACUGAAGAGACUCAGCAUUGAAAGAAGAAUUCUCAAAGUGUUGGAUGGUGUGCCUGGAAUUGUUAUUGAUGCUCCUCUACUAAGCUGUUUGAGCAUCCAUGAUCAUGAAUCUAAAACCUUCAUAGUAAAAAGCAAUUUGGAGUCCAAUGCAAAGUUAUAUAUUUCUCUCAACUAUGGUUUAGUUGGAUCUGAUGUCUUUAAAAGUGUUUCAUCCAGAAGUAGCUUUCGUGACUUUCUUACUGGGAUUUCGAUGGUCGGGGAUAUGACAAUAUCUCAAAGUACAUCUCAGCUCAUAUGCCUAUACUCGAAGCUAGAACCGCUGCCUCAAUUUGAAUACAUGUCGCGCCUGUGCGUUUCUCUCCACGCGACCAAUUCGAUAUGGCUGAAAACAUUUAUUAGGAGUUUCCCUAAUCUAAGAUCCCUCAUCUUGGUACUGAUGAAUCUGCUAAUUAAACUCAAUGAUAUUUUUCUCAUCACUAUGAGUUUUCUGCAAUAUCAUUUCAUCAUCUUUUUUUUUCCCCCUCAGGAACAAAUUGGUUAUGUGAAUUACCCUGAGCCACAAUCCGAGGAGGAGAAUCCCAAGUGUUUUCUAUCGUCUCUCGAGUUUGUUGAUAUCUAUUUUUCAUGUCAAGGACGUUAUACAGACAUGAAGUUGGUAAGUUACAUCCUUGAGAAUUCAGCAAUCCUCAAGAAACUCACUCUAAGUUGGGAUCAUCAUUCAACAAAAGGUGAAAUCAUUAAGGAACUGCUCAAAAUCCCAAGACGCUCUACCAAAUGUGAAGUUGUCAUCCUUGGUUUUAAAAGACAAGCGCCUUUGUCGCCAUGGCGCAAGGCUCACCAAGGCGAAGGCCCUGACGCCACAUACCUCUAAGGUGGUUGACUCAAAGCGGACUAGAAAGCUCGCUUUUGAGAUCUCAGGGUGUUUUGCCUUCUCACUUCAUCCCUCUACUCUCUUAUUCUAACUUCAUCUCUGUGUCUUCUAUGUCUCCACCUUAGAAUUUCCUUUGUAAUCUUUUAUCGCUUUGAUCACAUAUUCAUAGUUGAAUUUCCAAUGUUUUUAUCUGAUUGCUUUGAUCACAUAUUCACAGUUAGGUAUAAAGUUUACUUAACUGAUCAAAUCACAAAGACUUCUCUCAGAGACUCAAAAUUCUUGUUUUCUUGUUUUUUUUUCGGAAUUCCUUAUUUGAGCGAGGCUACAAAAGUGCAACUCAUGUGAGUUUGAUCCAAACGACAAACCCUAAAGAACGAGAAAGAGUUGCAGUAGAUGCAUGACACUAAAA
Molecule: messenger RNA, 2681 nt
Organism: Brassica rapa (field mustard)
Lineage: Eukaryota; Viridiplantae; Streptophyta; Magnoliopsida; Brassicales; Brassicaceae
Product: putative FBD-associated F-box protein At5g53635
Source: RefSeq, a predicted model, not a curated record